This is a messenger RNA of Phlebotomus argentipes, 2849 nucleotides long. It is a transcript of the gene Drp1, whose product is annotated as dynamin-1-like protein. Bases 95 to 2242 code for a protein of 715 amino acids. NCBI's taxonomy places the organism in Eukaryota, Metazoa, Arthropoda, Insecta, Diptera, Psychodidae. Gene Ontology annotation, biological process: mitochondrial fission. Gene Ontology annotation, cellular component: mitochondrion; membrane; cytoplasm. Gene Ontology annotation, molecular function: GTP binding; microtubule binding; GTPase activity. The transcript has 5 exons. The record is from RefSeq and is a predicted model, not a curated record.
CAGUGGAUUUUCGCUUGAGGAAUUCGUUCUGAGGUUUUUUGGUUGAGAAUUCUUUGUGAAAAAGGGUGUUUUGCGAGGCAUUUGGGGCGCUACCAUGGAGGCUCUGAUACCCGUGAUCAACAAGCUGCAGGAUGUGUUCAAUACAGUGGGCUCGGACCUCAUGCAGCUGCCGCAAAUUGUGGUGCUGGGAAGUCAGAGUUCCGGCAAGAGUUCCGUGAUCGAGAGCCUCGUGGGCAGAUCGUUCCUGCCCAGAGGCACGGGCAUCGUGACCCGGCGGCCGCUGGUGCUGCAGCUCGUGUACUGCCCACUGGACGAUAGGGAGCACCGCUCGGCCGAGAGUGGCACGGUGAAUGUGGAGGAAUGGGGCAAGUUUCUGCACGUGAAGAACCGCAUCUUCACCGACUUCAAUGAGAUCCGGCGCGAGAUUGAGUCGGACACAGACAAGCUGGCGGGCGACAACAAAGGCAUCUGCCCGGAGCCCAUCAACCUGAAGAUCUACUCCACGAAGGUGGUGAAUCUCACGAUGGUGGACUUGCCGGGCAUCACGAAAGUGCCCGUGGGCGACCAGCCGGAAGACAUCGAGGCGCAGAUCAAGGAGCUCCUGUUCAAGUACAUUGAGAAUCCCAACUCGAUCAUCCUGGCCGUGACGGCGGCCAACACGGACAUGGCCACGAGCGAGAGCCUGAAGCUGGCCAAGGAGUGCGAUCCGGACGGUCGCCGGACGCUGGCUGUGCUCACGAAGCUGGAUCUCAUGGACGCCGGCACGGACGCCAUUGACAUUCUGUGCGGACGCGUGAUUCCAGUGAAGCUGGGCAUCAUUGGCGUGGUGAACAGAUCGCAGCAGGACAUAAUUGACCAGAAGAACAUCACGGAUCAGCUGAAGGACGAAGCGGCCUUCCUGCAGCGAAAGUAUCCCACUUUGGCCACGCGCAACGGCACUCCUUAUCUGGCCAAGACCCUCAACAGGCUGCUGAUGCACCACAUUCGCGACUGCCUGCCCGAUCUCAAGACUCGCGUGAAUGUGAUGAUGUCGCAGUUUCAGUCCCUCUUGUCGUCUUAUGGUGACGAUGUGAAGGACAAGAGCCAGACUCUGUUGCAGAUCAUCACGAAGUUCGCGAGCGCCUAUUGUGCCACAAUUGACGGCACGGCGAGGAACAUUGAGACGACGGAGUUGUGCGGAGGCGCGCGAAUAUGCUACAUCUUUCACGAGACCUUCGGGCGCACCCUCGACUCCAUUCACCCGCUCACGGGACUCACGAAGAUGGACAUCCUGACGGCCAUUCGGAAUGCCACGGGGCCGCGACCGGCGCUGUUCGUGCCCGAGGUGUCCUUCGAGUUGCUGGUGAAGCGGCAGAUCCGCCGGCUGGAGGAGCCGUCGCUGCGCUGCGUGGAGCUGAUCCACGAGGAGAUGCAGCGCAUCAUCCAGCACUGCGGCACGGAGGUGCAGCAGGAGAUGCUGCGCUUCCCGAAGCUCCACGAGAAGAUCAUUGACGUGGUGACGCAACUGCUGCGUCAGCGUCUGCCCACCACCAAUUGCAUGGUGGAGAACCUCGUGGCCAUUGAGCUGGCGUACAUCAACACGAAGCAUCCGGACUUCCACAAGGAGGCCGCCCUGGUGCCCAGCCUCAUGAAGAGCGAGAAUGUGGAGCCGUGGAUCACGCAGAAGGGUGUCAAUCGUCGGGAAUUGGCGAAGAAUGCCAUUCGAGAGGCAGCUCAGCAGCAGAAUCACGUGGAGAAUGACGAGGCGGCGCAGCAGAAUCACGUGGGCGAGACUCAGCAGAAUUGGCUGGCCAAUAUUCUGUCGCAGAAGGAGGCGCAGAAGACGGAGAGUCCCAUGGCGUCCAGUGGCAACACACCGACACACACCAGCGCCAUGAGUCCUCUGAAGCCCGUCAAUCUCCUUCCCGAUGUGCCCAUCAACCAUCCGGCGCGCAAACUCACAGACAAGGAGCAGAAGGAUUGCGAUAUUAUAGAGCGCUUAAUCAAGUCGUACUUCUACAUUGUACGCAAAUCAAUUCAGGAUUCUGUACCAAAGGCAGUGAUGCACUUCCUGGUCAACUACGUCAAGGAUAAUCUGCAGUCUGAGCUGGUGACUCACCUGUACAAGUCCGAUAAUGCCGAGGAGAUGCUGAAUGAGUCAGAUCACAUAGCAAUUCGCCGUCGUGAGGCCGCAGACAUGCUCAAGGCUCUCACACGGGCGAAUCACAUCAUAAGUGAGAUUCGAGAGACGCACAUGUGGUGAAUUGCUGAAGGCGUUUUAUAAAAACCACUAUAAGAAUAUUUUACCUUUAAAUUUAAAGUGAAACAAAAAAGAUUAGAAAACCGCGAUUAAUACACUUAAUCUGGAGGGAAAAUGCAUUGAUGCUAAUUGUUAGAUGACAAGAUUUACAGAUAAGAUAUAAAAAUUAUUUAUUGACAAGUGCGACAACUUUCUUAAGGUAGAUCAACACGUGGCUGUUUUUUUCCUUCCUGUUUUCUUGUAAAUUGCAUACUAUUUUGAAGAGAGAAUGUGUGAAGAAGAGAGCAGUGUGUAAGGAAAACUCUCGAAAUGUUCUUCAAAUCAUUAAGAAAAAAAAGUCUUUGUUGAAUCAUGCAUUUGUUCACCAAAUCACAAUUAGUGAAUGUAAUAAUGUAGAUUUUUUUUAAGUUUCUCCCUUUGCUUUUGCAUUUUCAACGACAUUUUUAGGAUUAUGCGCUUAAGAAUUGGCAAACAGUGAGAAUAUGUAGAAAUUGUAAUUGUAGUUUUCAGGCAUCAUUCCCAAGUUUUAGAUCAAUCCAUUCUUCGAGGUAUAAAAUGAACAUUGUUGGACAUCCUAUUCGCCACCAAUAAAUAUUUGGAAUUGUAAAUU